GUCAUGACGUCAUGUAAGGUCCUUCACCUGCUAGGUUCUAUCAUCUACGAUUCUACAUGAAGCACACGUGUGGUUGGAGUCUUGCCGGUUGCAGUCCUGGUCAGCUUCCACCAUGUUUGUCCUGGUAGAGAUGGUGGACACUGUGCGGACGACUCCAUGGCAAUUUGAACGCAAAUUAAAUGACUCAAUUGCUGAAGAACUAAACAAGAAAUUGGCCAAUAAGGUGGUGUACAACGUGGGCCUCUGCAUUUGCCUGUAUGACAUCACAAAGCUGGAGGACUCCUACAUUUUUCCUGGUGAUGGAGCUUCUCACACCAAAGUCCAUUUCCGAUAUGUUGUCUUCCACCCUUUUCUUGAUGAGAUCCUAAUGGGAAAAAUUAAAGGCUGUAGCCCUGAAGGAGUUCAUGUAUCUCUUGGCUUCUUUGAUGAUAUCAUUAUACCUCCUGAGUCCUUGCAGCAGCCUGCUAAAUUUGAUGAGGCAGAACAAGUUUGGGUAUGGGAGUAUGAAACGGAGGAAGGAGCUCAUGACCUGUACAUGGAUAUAGGUGAAGAUAUCCGGUUCCGUGUCGUUGAUGAAACCUUCAUAGACACCUCUCCAACUGGACCAAGCACUACAGAGUCAUCCACAGCUGCAGAGGAGACACAACGCAAGGAAGCACCAUACACAUUAGUGGGUUCCAUAAGUGAGCCUGGUCUGGGUCUUCUUUCCUGGUGGACUAACAACUGAAGAAAAAGGAGUCUGUUUCAGGGAAAACCUUUUUUUAAAUGCAUCAAAAUGGAAUCGCGGUUUGUGGAUUAUACUAUUUUGAGAAAGUUGCGAAUAUUCUUAUCAAUUGAGAGUGCUCAAGAGACAGUCUUGUGAGGACUCUAUAGAAGAAUUCCUUUUUAUUCACCUGUUUUGUAUGCGAAUUAAGGAAUCUGGCACUUGUAAAUUGUGUAAUAGCAUAAAA
Messenger RNA from Bufo bufo (common toad), 950 nucleotides. It is a transcript of the gene POLR3H, whose product is annotated as RNA polymerase III subunit H. Gene Ontology annotation, biological process: DNA-templated transcription; transcription initiation at RNA polymerase III promoter. Gene Ontology annotation, cellular component: RNA polymerase III complex. Bases 113 to 727 code for a protein of 204 amino acids. NCBI's taxonomy places the organism in Eukaryota, Metazoa, Chordata, Amphibia, Anura, Bufonidae. The transcript is spliced from 7 exons. The record is from RefSeq and is a predicted model, not a curated record. Gene Ontology annotation, molecular function: DNA binding; DNA-directed RNA polymerase activity.